Chelonia mydas (Green sea turtle) is the source of this 2295-nucleotide messenger RNA. RefSeq names its product gamma-butyrobetaine hydroxylase 1 (gene BBOX1). Lineage: Eukaryota; Metazoa; Chordata; Testudines; Cheloniidae. Gene Ontology annotation, biological process: carnitine biosynthetic process. The transcript is spliced from 8 exons. The coding region runs from base 543 to 1868 and encodes 441 amino acids. Gene Ontology annotation, molecular function: gamma-butyrobetaine dioxygenase activity; iron ion binding. Gene Ontology annotation, cellular component: mitochondrion. The record is from RefSeq and is a predicted model, not a curated record.
GGAGCAAGGUUGAUAGACAAUAAAUGCAUCAUUGGGAUCCUUGAAUUAAUAUGCCCAGAGGGGAAAAAGUAGAAAUAUUUUAUUUUUUCAUUCAGUUAAACUAAAUAGAAACCAGAAGAGGCGCGAGGAUCCCAUACUACACAGGUCUCGCUCAUAACCAGUGGGGAAAAAUGUAAGACCCUGGACCAAAUCCUGCACUCCUUACUAAGGCAGAACACCUAUUGAACCCGUGGGAACGUCUCCUGUGUAAAGACUAAGGAUGAAGCAUUAGCCCCAUUGAAAUCAAUGCCAGUUUGCCAUUGACUUUAAUGGGGGCAGGAUUCUGAGCUCGGAUAUCAAGAUUUGCCCACUGGCAUCAAAAAAACAGGACAAACCAGAAACAAACACAAAAGCUUUGAAGUGGUGCGAAGUUCUAUUUAAAAAAAACUUGGGAUUGAUUUAUUAAUUUGGGAAGAGGAGUAAGCAUAUUUCUCAAUAAGUACUCGGAGGAACUUGCACUGAUAAAAAGGCAUUCUUGAUCUGACGAUUUUGUAAUAGUCAAAAUGUGGAAUGCUGUGGCUAAAAACCUAUUAAGGACUAAAGUCCACCAAGACUGUUCACGCACUCUGCUGCUAGUGCAAAAGGGCAGGAGUAUUCUUACAAGACCGCCUUCCUCUAGGAAUCAUUGGCAGCAUACAGCUGGAGCAGUUCAGCCUUUCAACAUGAGUACAGGUAUCCAGAAGGUGGAAGCUUUGGACGUGAAUAAUUUUGUCCGUAUUCAGUGGGAAGAUGGGAGUAAGAGCCUUUACCCUGCUGUAUGGCUAAGAGACAACUGCCAGUGCCCUGACUGCUUCCUGCAUUCUGCUAAAGCACGCAAACUGCUUUUGGAAGACCUGGAUGUUAACAUUGGGGUGAAGGAGGUAACUUUGACAGAUAGACAAAAGGUGUAUAUUACAUGGCCAGACAAACACACCAGUGAAUUUGAGGCUGAAUGGCUGAAGAAAAGGUGCUUUUCUGAACAAGCCAGAGCAGAAAUGCAAGAAGAAUUGUUUUUACCAGAAUGUAAAUAUUGGGGCUCAGAUCUGCAGCUCCCAAAUAUGUCUUUUGAAGAAGUCUUACACAGUGACGAAAGUGCCUACAAGUGGCUUUCCACCCUUAAAAAAGUAGGAAUUGUGCUGUUAACAGGAGCUGCCACUAGACGGGGAGAGUUGGUUAAACUUGGCAAAAGGAUUGGUUUCCUGCGUCUCACAUUUUAUGGUCCUACUUGGCAAGUGGAAGACAAAAUCGAUGCUAAUAAUGUGGCUUACACAUCUGGGAAGCUCAGUUUUCACACUGAUUAUCCUGUUCUGUAUCAUCCACCUGGGAUUCAGUUUCUUCAUUGUAUAAAACAAGCAGCUACUGGAGGUGAAAGUGAAGUUGUAGAUGGAUUUCAUGUAUCCAACAAGCUGAAGGAGCAAAAUCCUCAAGCCUUUCAAAUCCUCUCCUCCACCCUUGUAGACUUCACGGAUGUUGGGGUCGACUACUGUGAUUUCACUAUGCAGUCUAAACAGAGGAUUAUAAAUGUAGAUUACAGAGGCCAGGUGGUUCGUAUCAAUUAUAAUAAUGCAACAAGAGACACUGUUUUUGACAUACCUGCUGAAAAAGUGCAGCCAUUUUAUGCAGCUCUGAAGGAGUUCGUUGACCUAUUGAACAGCCCGGAACAUAAGUUUACCUACAAGAUGAAACCAGGAGACAUAGUAACAUUUGACAACUGGCGUUUACUGCAUGGUCGCCGGAGCUACCAAUCAGGAGCAGAAAUAUCCCGUCAUCUUGAAGGUGCUUAUGCAGACUGGGAUGUGGUAAUGUCAAGACUCCGACUCCUGAGGAAGAUCAUUCAGAAUAGCAAUUAAACUUUCUUCUGGUUUAGCAAUUAGCAAUGCCUCGGACGGUUCAUCUUUGUUUUAAAAAAUACAAAUGUAUUGGAUUUCCAACACCAAGCAUACAUUUUACACCUUCGCUAAUGUAACCUUUGAAAGACUGACCAUAUUUUUCGAAAGUAUGCUUUGUUGAAAACAAUAUCUCUCGUAGUAUGUCUUUAUUCUGCUGUCAUUGUAAGUGGUAUUACAACUUGCUAUACUAGUUUGAAACUGGUUAGAUACCAAUACAUCACAAAUAGGCCUUCCCUUCUCAGAAAUCAGUCUCUCCGGGUGAGGCAUCAAGAAAAGCCUUUCACGUGUCACCCAUUAAGUGUUUGUAAUGGACAGCAGCUUUCUGAGAAUUUUAUAUCUAUUUUCAGAGAGAUAAAACCAUUUUAUAUAUAAUGACUCAUUUUCUUUA